Molecule: messenger RNA, 570 nt
Organism: Penicillium malachiteum
Lineage: Eukaryota; Fungi; Ascomycota; Eurotiomycetes; Eurotiales; Aspergillaceae
Product: AAA-ATPase Vps4-associated 1 family protein
Exons: 4
Biological process (GO): vacuolar transport
Cellular component (GO): endosome
Source: RefSeq, a predicted model, not a curated record
GUCAUGUCUUUAACUAACAUAUAUCACUUGCGUCGCGUCGCAGAUACGUCCGCCAAAUCAUGUCUUAUCUGCUAUAAGCCAUCAACAAGCGUACUUAUUACACCCGAUAACAAAGACUUUUUCUACGUGUGCCCCGCCCAUUUGCAAGAUCGUCACUUUUGCACACCCAUAGUGGACAAAGAGGGCGAGGCAAAACGUCAAAAAGAGGAGGCUUUGGCGAAGGAGAUUGAAAAGGUGAAGCAAGAGUAUGAAGAAAAGCAGCGACGAAAGAAAGAGAAGGCCAAGGACGAGAAAGACAAAGAUAAGGACGAUUCCAAAGACAAGGAUAAGAGUGCAUCAGACUCCAAGACGAAGGACGAGAAAGAGAGAGAUGACAAGAUUGACUCAAUUAAAAAUGCCAGUUCGGACUCGGACACAAAGCCUGACAACUCGCCGCGAAUCUUUGAGUUGCACAAAAAUUUCUAUCAAAUGCGCAUUGACCGACUUCGGAGCAUUGAGAUGGCCAAGAGAAAUCAGGAAAGAAUGAAGAAUCCUUCUCUGUUUCCAUCAGUUCCGACUCGCGAGAUUUAG